Messenger RNA from Plasmodium adleri (nom. inval.), 1506 nucleotides. Its product is annotated as conserved Plasmodium protein, unknown function. NCBI's taxonomy places the organism in Eukaryota, Apicomplexa, Aconoidasida, Haemosporida, Plasmodiidae. The coding region runs from base 1 to 1506 and encodes 501 amino acids. The transcript has a single exon. The record is from RefSeq and is a predicted model, not a curated record.
AUGAAUGAACCUGAUGAUAAUAGCAAUGAUGUUAUAAUCCAUUCCUUUGAAGAGGAUAUUUGGAAUUUAUAUAAGAAGGAUAACUAUAUGAAACAUUGCAUUGUUAGAGAUAAUAUUGAACCAAUAGCACUAAAUGAAGAAAUUCAUAUUUUAAAAAAAGAAGAAGGUGACACAUUUAAAUUAUCCGAAAUAUUAGAAUCUUUAGAUAAUAAAAAAGAGGAAGAAGAAGAAGCAAAAUCAGAUACAUCAUCACUAGAAUAUAUAGAACAAGAAAAAAAGGAAGAAGAAGAUGAAGAAGAAAAUGGUAAAUUAUAUAAUGGUAUAUAUUUACAUGAAGUAAAUAUAAUAGACAAUACAAAUUAUUCUGAGUGUAAUAAAAUAUAUGAUGAAAAUAUAUAUCCUAUUAGUAUAUUAGGUGAUAUGUAUAUAAAUAACAUAAUUCAAUUUAAAGAUAUUUCUCCUCAUCAUUCAAUUUAUAAAGUAUAUAAAGUGGAAUGGUUUUUAAGUGUAGAUAUCAAUGAAAAUACAAUACAUGAAAUCAUACCAUUUAGUGUAGGUAAAAAUAUUCAAAUACCUUUUGAGUCAUUGGGAAAAUAUAUUUUUUGUAAAGCUUAUAGACGUAUAUAUAAAAAUAAUCCAUCUAAAGAAAAAGAUGCAAAUACAGUAUUUGACCCUCACACAUAUAUAAAUAAACCAGUUCGUUUUAAAUGUAAUCCAGAAUAUAUAGAAAAAUAUUCUCUUACUUGUAAAGGACCCGUUUUAAUUUCCAUCGAUCUUGCUUUUAAGGUGCUUACAUAUUUAUGUGCUCAUUUUUUUAGUACAAUAAUGAAUCUACAUGACCCCUUAAAUAAUUUACGUUCCUUAUUUUGGUGGUCUAACAUGAAAGGAAAGGAGAAAGAAGAUGUAGAAGAGGAGGAUGAUAAUAUGACAUAUACUACUAGUUCUAUAAGUCAAACUGGUGAAGAUGAUAAUAAAAUAUAUAUUACAAAUAUGACAAUAAAUUUUGAUGAAAUAAGAUUUAUAUUUUAUGAUAGUCCGGAUAAAAAAAAUAAAAUAAGUACAUCUAAUAAUGAUAAUAAUAAUGAUAAUAAUAAUUAUAAUAAUUAUAAUGGUGAUAAUAUUAGAUGUAAUACCUUGGAAAGGAAAGAAAUGAUUUUUAAUUUAUAUGAAGUAGAAUUCAGAAUAUCAAAUAAAAACGAUGGGAUUAUAUUAAUAAUUUGUAAAGAUAUACAUAAAUAUUUUACAUUUGAAAAAUAUAAAAUGAUAAUUAUAAAACCUUUUCAUAGGAAUAUAUGUAUAAAUGAAUUAUGGAUUAUAUUAUUAGCUUUUAAAUCAGCUUAUUCAUAUAAAAAUCUUUUUAAAAAAUAUCCCAAGACUAUUUUUAAAAAUACUAAUAUUUCAUUUGUACAGAAUAUGGUAAAUAAUUAUAUAAUCAAGUCUUAUAAUUCAAACAAAAAUAAAAAUAUACCUUUUCAUAAAAUAAACACUAUUUUUAAUGAAUUGUAG